Gongylonema pulchrum is the source of this 531-nucleotide messenger RNA. Lineage: Eukaryota; Metazoa; Nematoda; Chromadorea; Rhabditida; Gongylonematidae. The record is from the annotation of a GenBank genome assembly.
AUGGAGCCUGCGGCUGGCACUUUUCAUACGGUAGUAGCAGAGACUGAAAAAUCAACGACAGCAGCUGGCAUCAUCACCAGUGAUGAAGGCAGGGAAAUAGCCGAUCCUUUGAAAAGUACGAUAGCAAAAGAGGGAUCGAAGCAUUCGGUUGCCACAGUUGCCGUCUUUCAAACUGCUCGGGCAUCCGCUGGGGUAACUGCAGGCACUGCUGCUCCAGAACUGCCGACUAGUGCUAAAGAAGUGGGAGUGCUGCAUACUGAUAACGGUAUAUCCUUGGCCGCUGAGAAAAGGAAACCAUUUGUCGAGGUAGCACCAGCCAUCAGUCCGGAUUUAGUAGCACUAGCGGAUUCGUUCGAGGAACUCGAUUCAACAGCUCAACUUCGCGAUGUAACUGCCCUUCAGCGGCCAAUCGCACACAAAGCGAAAGGCAGCAGGUCGUUGGUGAAAAAUUUAUCGAGAAUCAGCUUGGCCGAUGAUUUCAAAACGAAAUUAACGGCAAACAAGCCUGCACUGGUCGAGCGGAGGAAUGAG